Talaromyces rugulosus is the source of this 1203-nucleotide messenger RNA. RefSeq lists its product as uncharacterized. The transcript has a single exon. The record is from RefSeq and is a predicted model, not a curated record. NCBI's taxonomy places the organism in Eukaryota, Fungi, Ascomycota, Eurotiomycetes, Eurotiales, Trichocomaceae. The coding region runs from base 1 to 1203 and encodes 400 amino acids.
AUGAUGAAGAAAAAAGAAGCCUACAACAACAUCACCCCGCUCCCAUCCUUCAUCCCGCGGCAACUCGUGCUCGACAUCCUGCACAGCCACGGCGAAAUCAUCACCCUCAACCCCCUCGUGCUCGAACACCACGCCAUCCAGUCUCCGCGCGACGCACCGGCUGAGGAAUAUUAUUCUACAUGGUACGAAAUCACCGAGCGCAUCCAGAUCGUUCCGGGGACGGGCAAGUUUGGAUCUGGCAAGAUCAGUUUCCGGGCUUGCUUUCACGAUGUUCCCUGGGGUGUGCAGACGCACGUCUAUGCGCCCAUGGGCAUUGAUUUGAGGCAUAAUUAUCGUGUAGGCGGAAAUCAGCCUGGUGAACCCCCCGAGCAUCGCGAGUUGGGUAUAGGCACGCCUGCUCAGGGCUUGUAUCUGCGAGAGGAUAUUGAGAUUCGGUGCAAUUUCACAAUGACGUCGUUUGUGCGCUCGCAGCUUAAAGCCGCGACGAAGGUGUUGGUGGACAGGUUGAUUAAAAAGGCAGAGCUGUUGGACGCUGGCGUGCUCAAGGCCUUGAUGGACGAUGGAGGCAGACUCAAGACGGUCAAUCCGGCAGAUCGCUCGCUGCCGGCUCGGCCACCGCCGCCACCGUCGUCGUCGGCCUCGACACACAGAGAAGAUAAUAACAAUGAGAAUGAGAUUGUGCCCAUGUAUUCGCCACCGCAGUACCAGUACUCGCCGUCGCAAGGAGGGUAUCCCGCUGAAAAGUCGGCGUCUUCAUUUUCGCCCGUUGUGUCGUCGUCGUCGCCCACAGCAGGCCCUGCUUCUUCGAGUCCUGGAAAAUCGUUCGCCAAUGAACUACCGGGAGAUACAUCGUUCUAUCACCAGGUUCCGCUCCAGCAGCAGCAACUCAGACCCCCCGGUGGCCCGAACCAUCGCGACUCGUAUCAGUCUACGGUAUCCUCGAAUCCGAGCGUUGGCGGCUGGCCAUCGCCGUCAUUCAGUAACCCGUCGCGGCCAACGUCGUACUCGACGAAUUCCAGUGGUGCGUAUAUGCAACAGCCGGAUGGCAAGUAUCCGCAAUACGCGGCGGAAUUGCCGACCACGCACGAGGAGGGCGUUGCUACUGGUAACCGGGGACUGGGGAUGACGCAUGUUGACAACAAUAGCGGUCAUGGCCAGCCACAGGAUUGGCAUAUUCCAGUGCCGGGGUCAAAGAGGAAUUGA